Molecule: messenger RNA, 1134 nt
Organism: Plasmodium knowlesi strain H
Lineage: Eukaryota; Apicomplexa; Aconoidasida; Haemosporida; Plasmodiidae
Exons: 3
Coding region: 1-1134 (377 amino acids)
Source: RefSeq, a predicted model, not a curated record
AUGGACAUCUUCAUAGACGAAGAAAUAAAUGGCAGUGAUGAAAACGAGGCUGUAUUGCUAGAGAUUGAUGACUUGCUGAGUUUUAAGGAUCCUCCCCCGCAGAGGAAGGGGGAACAUAGUAGAGCUGCAAAAAGGGAGCGAACAAACUACAAACAAGAGAGCGCUCAUGGUACCGUGCAAGGUGGCACACAAGGUAGAACACAAAGUCAAAAACAUAAUGGCCAUCCGAACCAAGCGGGGAGGUAUCCUCCGUGGGAGUACGGGAAGAUGAAAUUUUCGCAUCGCGAGAGAGAGGACAUUACUGAGGACGAGAAUGAAUGGUUAAUAAAAAAGAGAGAUCUUAGUGGACACCACCAUGAAGAUGACCUGGAAGACCAUCUGACACACCAUGUGGAGGAAGCUGAUGCGUUGGCUGCAAAAGGCAGGGACCAAAACCCCCACUCCGUAAAAUCCAGGAGAAAAUAUUACCCAUCCUACAGCUAUCCUGUCUUUGCCAACAUCUAUGAAAGAGCAAAACGGUGCUAUGGACAGAUGGUGGACGGUUUGACAGACAAGUUCACUGGAAAUAAAGAACGCGACGAUGAUGAUGGUGAAGGUUUCUUUUACUACAAGAAUCACACAUCGUUCGACUUUUUCCACAUCCUUGCAAACCGUCUGUACUACUCCAAGGGCACCAUGUACUUGUACUUCCUUGUCAUUAUCCUUAACCUUUUCAUUCUUGUCUACACCGCGUACACAAAGAUGGUUAGUUUGUUUGUGGUCCUCUCUGAGAUGUUCGUUAUACUGAUGCUCGUCUUGGAGGUUUGUCUUCGCUUGGCCACGCAGGGUCGCAGCUACUUCCACAAUUUCGAGGGGCUCUUCGACGUGACAGUGACGAUCAUGUGCUUCCUGUUGCUAAUCAGCAGCGGGGACCUCAAGGUGUUUUACCAGCCGGAGAUGAUCAAAACGAAGAACAAAGAAGUGGAGGAAAUAAUUUCUCAGAGCCUCACCGUUUUGCGCUUCUCUUUUCAGCUCUUCAGGACGCUCACCCUGUUUAUGCACUACGAGCGGGUUAAGACGCCAAGCGAGAACAUUGACUUUUCAGUUUUAAACCUGCCCCACGAGGAGGAAGAGGAAGAUGAUUAUGUCAUCUGA